UAGUAACAAAAAUCGUCAUAUCCGGUGCGCGGCUUGAAAACACGAACAAAACAUGAAUGGAAAGUGAAAAAGGAAUAGCCGAAACUGCAAAGCAAGCUGUCGAGCUAAGAAGAUAAUGUAACGUUAGCUGCUGCUGCUGACAACAGAAAAGCUUGACCUGUCAGUGGGCUCAAUUUUGAGGAUUCAAUCAUGCCGAUUUGUGAGAUCUGCAGCGAGGACAUAGCAUCUGAAGCAGAUAUGAAGACGCACCUUCUACUCAGUCACUUGGAAAAUGAAAUGCACUGUCCUUUCUGCUCCCUGUCCGGCGUUUCAUACGAUGAGCUCAGCUUUCACAUCAACACUGCUCAUGUAGAGACGACUAACACCCCCUCAGUAAAGGCCAGGGUGGCCCAUUGUGUUCCAGCUUGGACUAAUGACCGGGAAAAGCCUCGGACUGUGACUAGGAAAGAGGGACAUUGGGCAGAAAGUCUGCCUCCUGGAACCUUAUCCAGUCAGACGCCUGUGCCAGUUGCAGAGAGCAGCACAGAUGCUGCAGUGGGAUCUGUAUGUGGUACAAACAGUGCCACACACAGUCCUGAGGGUCGUACACACUCUAAGAACACCAAAGACCGGCAAGAAAGUUUAGAAGCGCAUGUUGCCAUUAAACAGAAGCGUCUGUCUUCUCCUCGGAAAGAAAAGCUGUUUCCUUGUCCGAUGUGCUCCCUUGUGUGCCAAGACUGCUUCAUUUUACAGGAACACGUGGAGUUGCACCUGCAGGAGUCAGCCAUGAAUGAAGGGGUGAAGCAGUACGAGUGCCCGCUGUGCUCCCUGCCCUUCCCCGACGCCUUCUCUUUGCAGGAACACGUAGAGCUUCAUCUGGAUAACGAUACAGAUGCAGCCAGGGGAGCAGAGAGUUCAUCAGACCUAACACUAGCCAGACAGCUCCAGAAGGAGGAGGAAGAGCAGCGGAAGCGGCAAGAGGCUAAACGUGAGGCGGAGGAAUUCAAGAAGCUGCAGAAACAGUUUGGUAUGGACGGGAGUGGUGGUUAUCGUAAACAGAUUGAGCGGAACAUGGAGAGGGCGGUUUCCCGCGGCAACAUGGUCCCUGCAGAGUUCCACAUAAAACGGGCAGAGCUGAUGGAGAGCCUGGCCACUGGCGUGGAUGAUGGGAAGACUAGAACGCCAGGAUUGAUGGGGGCAUUGUAUGACUACUUUCGGCGGGAGCCUCGGGACACGGUCCACGUGUGGCUCUGUGGAGAGACGGACCACUACUCCUCCUCCGAGGGGGAUAAGGGCUGGGGCUGUGGCUACAGAAACUUCCAGAUGCUUCUGUCAUCCCUCCACAAGCAGGAGCCAUACAAUAACAUCUUAUCUGACGUCCCCAUCCCCAACAUCCCUCGGGUGCAGGCCCUGAUAGAAGAGGCCUGGAAGCAGGGAGUAGACCCAGCCGGGGCGGCCCAUUUCAACCACCGCCUCCAGGGCACCCGGGCCUGGGUUGGCUCCACAGAGAUCUACUCUCUCUUCACCUCUCUCAGUGUCAAUGCUCGUGUUGUGGACUUCCACAAGCCCACGGGUCAGGGCGGGACGCACCCAUGCCUGUUUGACUGGGUGAAGCAGUACUUCUCCCAAUCGACCACACAAAACGGCAGACUACCUCCAAGGGUGGUGCAGACCUCUCUGCCCCCCAUCUACCUCCAGCACCAAGGCCACAGCCGCUCCGUGGUGGGCCUGGAGCAGAAGAGGAACGGCAGCCUGUGCCUGCUGCUCUUUGACCCCGGCUGCCCCCCCUCUGAGAUGGCCAGGCUGCUGGAGCGAGACUCGGCCGCUGUGUCCGCCGUCGUGCGGCGCAUGAGGAAGUUCCCCAGCCACCUGAAGCACCAGCAGUACCAGGUUCUGGUGGUGGAGGGCCUGCUGACGCCAGAACAGAAACAGAGGCAGAUUGUCAAUUCAAGGACGUUUCGUGCUGAUCGAAUCCCAUGAACAAAAUCCUGUUCUGUGUUUCCCAGAAAUGCUUUCUACUCAGGUUUUAAUGCAAAUGUUAUAGUGUUUUAAUUGUGUGUGAUUAAUAAUAAAUUAUGACCUUUUCUUA
Molecule: messenger RNA, 2068 nt
Organism: Alosa alosa (allis shad)
Lineage: Eukaryota; Metazoa; Chordata; Actinopteri; Clupeiformes; Clupeidae
Gene: zup1
Product: zinc finger containing ubiquitin peptidase 1
Exons: 12
Coding region: 190-1959 (589 amino acids)
Source: RefSeq, a predicted model, not a curated record